CCGCGCGGUCCUGUUGUCACGAGCUGAGAUCCGUUUCUGUCUGUAACCGCCAGCCGUUCACGGACCUCAGAAUGCCACAAGAGACCGGACCUUGCCCAUGUGAAGAUGGAGAGCCCGAAGCAGGAUGGCCGCCAUGUUAGGAGAUGAUGACUUUGCCUGGGACAGAGAGCCUGACACAGAAAGGUCUCGGAAGACGACCUACAGAUGAUGACUGGGACAGUACCCAGGGAGUCACUGUUAGCCAAGACAUGGAAGCUGGUGCAGAAGACUUUGUGGGGUCCUAUGAAGACAAUUCUAAAGUACCUGAUGAGCAGAUAGAAUAUCAGGAUGACGACACCAUUGAUUACGUUUCAGACCUUGAGAUCACUGAGCCCCUGGAUGAAUUUCAAGAGGAAGACGUCUCGCAGGCAUCCAAAAGGCAGAAAAUGAGUAAUGAGCAGUAUGUGGAAGAUGUGGUGGAGGAAGCAGAAGAAGCACCUGACGAAGCGGAAGAACAACAAGGUUCUGCCAACAAUACUGAAGAAGCUUUCAUUGAAUCUCAAGAAUUUCCCCCAGACAUAAAGGAGGAGUCGGAUGAGGAUGAAGAAGGCGGUGGUCGUAUCCGUUUCAAAACAGAACGAAAGAAAGGGACCAUUAUCCGGCUAUCAGAUUUUCGCAGUGAAAGGCGCAACAUUCCAGAUACUUUGGGACACUGUUGGGAGUGUAAAUCUCAGCGAAGAAGAGGAUAGUUGUGCAUCAUCUGUUCACAGCCAAAUCUAUGAGAUCACUUCGAAGAGGAGCCUACAGAUCUUUUAUAAACAUGGUGCAUGGUUUUGUAGGGAAAAGUAGGCGAAUCCCAAUACCAGCAUGUGUUGUCUGGAAAAUAAGAAAUACGUAUCCUGAUUCUGAAAAUCAAUAUACGAGAUACAUUUUUUGUUUUUUAGUUAUGUAAUUUCAUUGUGUUGUCUUUGUUUGGUUUUCAUUUAAUUGAUCUUUAUUAUAUAAUGUUAAAAAUGUUAUCUUUCUUCUUUUAAUAAAUUAAUUUUGUUUGAAAAUCA
Molecule: messenger RNA, 1037 nt
Organism: Rana temporaria (common frog)
Lineage: Eukaryota; Metazoa; Chordata; Amphibia; Anura; Ranidae
Product: RNA-binding protein 33-like
Exons: 7
Coding region: 144-728 (194 amino acids)
Molecular function (GO): RNA binding
Source: RefSeq, a predicted model, not a curated record